UUUUAAUUUGGCAGUUGGAGGCUUUGCUUUUCUCUCUCCUGGCUGUGAAGUAAGUUGUGUUCGGGAAGGAGCUGCUGUGCUGCCGAAGCAUCCUUGGCCUAAGCUCUCGCUUGAAAGCGUCUUUGGAGGCUCAUAGCAUAACUCACCCAGUGAACAUACCAUGGCACUUAUUGAAAAAAUUACAUCCUCUACAUCUUCAGGAUGGCCUCACAUAGAUGUUUAACAGAAGAGAUGACAGGAUUGAUCCCUGUGGGAAACCUACAGCUGAGAACCAUUGAGGACAAGCAGUCACCCAUCAACAGCGAUUGCAAGCUAUGGAGGAAGGGAGCAGAUGGAGUGGGCCAAAAUUCCAAAUGGGUCUUCUGUGGUCUUUAUCUGUGAGUGCAAAGCUUGAGCAUUUCCUCAUCAAACAACUGAUGCUAGUUGGCUUUCACAUCAGAAGGGCCAAGUAUUGAAUGGGCCUGGAGAAUGAACAACUGGCCUCAAAUAGAUCAGGUACAGCAAGAACAGUUGCAGGACAAGAUUCACCACCAGUGUGGCUCAUUCCUGGCUUGGAGAAACCCACAUGAAGGCAUAAUCAUUUUCUUCAUUCUGUUACACAUCUGAAAAAGGGCAGACAUCCAUGGAUAGAGAGAAGUUCCAGCAGAAGGCUCUGAAGCAAACUAAGCAGAAGAAAUCCAAGUCGGCUGAAUUUCUGAUGGUAAAAGAAGAGAGAGCAGCAACAGAAGGCAUUGAAAAUCCAGCUUUUAACAUCAGCAGCACAGAUCUUUCAGCAUAUCAGACUUCAGAAGAGAAAGUUAUUAGACAUGACAAGCUAGAUAGCACCCUUGCAGCUCACCAACAAAAACUCAGGCUGCAAGCCCAUGCUGAACCAAGAGGAAAUGAAUACAGCAGAAAUUACUUUGACCCAGUGAUGGAUGAGGAAAUAAACCCAAGGCAGAGUGGGAUGGAGGUCAGUGGAGAAGUGCCUAUGAAUUUAGAUGAGAAAAUUCUCUAUGGUGAACUGAUGAAACUUCUAGAUGAAGAGAAUAAAAUGGUGGAAUAUCAAGCAGCCCAUGGCAUCUGUGAAGAUUUCUCAGACUCAGUAAGGCCUGUCAGCUUCACUAAGACACUUGACCUUCGCAAGGAGGUUGAAGAUGAAGGGAUUCCUCUGUAUAUUGAACAGUUUGAGAAAGAUGUUCAGGAUGACAUAAUUCUGCUUGGCAGCUUUGCACUGGAACAGGACUUAAAAGUUAAAAAGGAAGUUCUUCAUCACAACAAACAGAUGUUGCACACCAGAUUCCAUCCCUUUCAGAGAAUAGAAAGUCAGCCAUUGCAAGUAGCACAGAAUGCCCGCAAACAUGAAAUUGUAGCCAAGUUUGGUAACCUCGCAGAAGUGAAUAAUGAAUCAAAUGGAGCAGCAGGACUUUGCUGGAAGGUUGACCAGUCCAAAACACCUCAGCCCAUUCAAAUCCAAUUAAGAUGCCUACGAGGUGCCAAAGACAAAGUGUCCAAGGGCCGCUACACCCUCAAGGUUUCUUUGCUCAGUCGUCUAGGGGGUAGUGUACUUAAGUGGUCCGAACUGAAGGAACAACAGUGGGCUGGAAUGACAUUGCCAGUUAGCCAUGAUGGAAACUUCUAUGACGUGGAAAUUUGUUUCGACCAAAGUGUCUAUACAGUUCUGCCUGCUAGAAAGGAGGUGAAACCGGGCAUGAUACUCCUCUUUGAACUCUUUCUUCUUCAUGAGACCAAUAAUUACAUCGACCGUGUUGUAGGAUGGGGAGCUUUUCCUUUAUGUGAUAAUAAUUUCAACACUUUACAGGGGAAGUUUAAAUGCCCUUUUCUCAGAGGCCAUUAUGAUUCAAAAUUUGACCGCUUCAAAAAAAUUGAAAAUUUGAUUUCAUUGGAUUUAGACCACUGGUUGUGCAACCUCUAUUUUCAGAUUAUUAAACUACCAUGGUAUUCAGAUGAGCAGAAGACAUAUGAGACAUGUCUCCAGCUCUCACCUGAAUUUCUUGCUUAUUCAAACAUUAUUGAGAAGAAUGGAGAUUCAGACAAAAUAAAAAUAUCUGGACCACAAGAUGAUGGAUUCAGAAGUUCAUGUCUACAUCCAGGCACUCACUCAAAAUGCUCCUUAGCAUCUUUUCAAGGGCAACCUUUGACCUCUUGGAGAGAUCCUGACACCCAUAAGGGAAGUAUUCCCACUGUUGUAAAGGAAGUGGGAAAGCAGUUUAAUGCUGUGAAAGGAAGGGAAGAGUGUGUGUCAAAAGAAACUGGAAGGAAAAGAGACGAGAAGAGUUUAAAAUGUUUCCAGCAGGCAGAGGAGGCAAUGGAUGAGUUUAAAUUAAAAGUGAAGGAUCAAAAGAAGCCUCAACAAAAAGGAAAUUAUCCUUGUCAAGUUAUCUCAAGUGAUUCACAUAAAUAUUAUGAUUUGGUCCCAGUGAAAGAAGAGCAAGGUAUCUCUUAUAAGAUGAAUCAAAGUGAUCCAACUGACCAACAGUGUCAAGGCAAAUCAAGUCCUGGAACCAGUGUAGCUGCAGGAGAAGGGGAAGCAUCUUCACCGAAUACUUCUUAUCUGGACGAAUUAGAGAAGUAUAGAUUCUCUGUGUGUUGCCAUUCUGCCGUUGAAGUGAGAGUGUCCAGAAGAAUCAUUGAGCAUUUCCAUUUUGGGGUGUAUGGAGUCUUUUCCGAACUGGGAUUGGCGCAAUGGCGUUCUUGGGACUUCUGGUUCAUUAUGCUGCUGGUAGUUUUACUCUGGUUUGUGCGGCUUUAUCUGCAUUAUUGUAGUCAAUGGCUCGUUCUUCAAGCCAUCUCAGUUCCUGUUGCAAAGUUCCAGCUCUUCCCUCACACUGUGGAACUCUGCUAUCAGAAUUCUUUGCUGCUUACCAGAGAAGAGUUGGCCAUGGUUGUGGUGGGACCUCUAACCUUGAACGCAGUGAUGCUGCUUAUGGUUCUGAUCAGAUGGGGCUGUCAGCAACUGUUUGACUCAUUCCCUUCCUUCUUGUCAAAGUUUAUCAUGGCUAUGGGACUCUGGACAGUGCUAGACCCCUUGGCAGUGUUUGUAGUGGAUGCAUUCCUGGGGCGACUUACCUACAGAGCAGAGAAGCCCAUUGCUGAUGCUGCAAAGCUCUACUGGCUCUUCUCAAGAACAGAGCAAUCGGGAAUUCCUGGUGCACUGAUUACUGUGAUGCUUUACACAAUUUUGUUCAUUAUUUCAUCUACAGUAUUGUCCCUCUACUUUCUAAGGCUGCACAAUGAAGGUUGGUGGUUAGAUGUAUUUAAACGCACUCACAGUGAUGAAGGCACAUUCUUCGUUCCAUUAGACCUAGAAAUCUCUAAUCAGGAAUUGAGCUACAUCAUGAAAAAGGCUGAACAAUGGAGAGGCAUCAAUGGUGAAAGACGAAAGGUGGCAGUGUAUGAUUACAUCUGGAAGGACAAUACUAGCAAGUCUGGUGUCUCCAGCUGUGACCUACAGAGUCAGGAUGAAAUCUCCGAAUGUGAAGCUCACUCAGGAGAGAUCACUGUUCAUGUGUCUAUAUACACGGUUCACCUCAGUGGCUUCCAAGAUCUCUAUAGACAUUUCCUCAGACUGCCUGAUGGGGCUAUUGUUGAGGCAUUUGAUAACAUUAGUGGGGUAAGUCUUUUAUAUGAUGAAGUGAGCACAACCAUUCAGGAACAUGUAAGCGAAAUGGACAAUGUGCUGGGAGCCUCUUCAGUUAUCAAGCAGAGGGAAAGAAAAAAGAAUACAGCAAGGUGGAAAGGAGCUCAUUUUGUCUCCUGCAAGAGCUAAGUCAUCAGGAAGAAUAUUUAGUUCACAGCACUUUUUGCAUCUUGAGUCAUCUCCACAAUCUGCAUCCUCAUCCAAUAAGACAUCUACUUCUGCUAUUCACAUCUCCAUGUGCAUGGAACUAUAGCUGUUUUGUACAGCAAGCGCUCUGUGCACAGAACUCCAAUUAACUUCAAUGGAAGUUCCCAUGAGACAUGUGGCGCAUUAGGUCACAUGUAUACACUGCAGAUAUAAAUGUUGCAUUUGACUUUCUCCCAAAAUACCAGGCCAUUCCUACAGGGACUUUAGUCUUCAGAGGCUUUAUUUG
Mauremys reevesii (Reeves's turtle) is the source of this 4073-nucleotide messenger RNA. RefSeq lists its product as uncharacterized. Bases 623 to 3769 code for a protein of 1048 amino acids. Gene Ontology annotation, cellular component: perinuclear region of cytoplasm. NCBI's taxonomy places the organism in Eukaryota, Metazoa, Chordata, Testudines, Geoemydidae. The transcript is spliced from 28 exons. The record is from RefSeq and is a predicted model, not a curated record.